Herpailurus yagouaroundi (jaguarundi) is the source of this 4386-nucleotide messenger RNA. It is a transcript of the gene MIPOL1, whose product is annotated as mirror-image polydactyly 1. NCBI's taxonomy places the organism in Eukaryota, Metazoa, Chordata, Mammalia, Carnivora, Felidae. The transcript has 14 exons. The record is from RefSeq and is a predicted model, not a curated record. Bases 639 to 1955 code for a protein of 438 amino acids.
AAUCCGGCGACUGCUCGGAGGUGGAGGCUCAGGGCGCACACUCGCCGCCGCGUGAUGUGCCGCGGGUCCGAACCUGCCCGCUGCACCCUUUCAGGGGCGCUCUCUCGGCGCUGCUAGGCUUCUUGGGCUCCGAGAAGGACCUCGGGGGAGAAAAGAGUCGCGGAUGGGGUCGGGCUGGCUGCCGCGGUGAGGCGGGUUUGGUCUCCUAGAUUGGCGCCCACGCGAUUCCCUAUCGGGAGCCGCCUGCGGUUUGUCAAGCUGGAUGUGCUGCCUCUGAUAACGCAAGUAAAGAAGCGUCUCCGGCCUAGCGGCCCGGGCUGGGGCGACCCUUGCCCUCCCGGCAAGCAGGCGCACUGGGAGGUCCUAAAGAACGGACAGGGUAAAGGUAGGAAAUUUUGGCAGAAGAAUGCAGAUUCCCAUCUACCUAGAGAGAAAAGGGGCUAAUCCAAAAGUAAAUGAGGAACUUAGAAAAAGAUUGCCAACUCCAGAUCAACAUAUUUAGAGAAAAUUGGAAAAGGAGAAGCUUACGACAGCUUUAUUUGAGGACUUUUUAAAGAACGCAGAAUUCUAGCUGUGAGCUUCAAAUCUUGGAGCAAAAACCAGAGACAUUGCCAGAGCAAACAAGAAUAGAAGUACAAAUGGAGGACUGGUCAAAAGAGAUAGCCCAUAGUUACCUUGAACAAGAGACUACAGGGAGAAAUAAAAGUACAGAGCCAGAUGAGCAACCAACUGUGAAUUCUAAGGAAAGCAUGCAUCAGAAAUCCAGUGAAUUGGUUAAUGAAGCCACCUAUGAGGACACAGAACUGCCAGGGCAGAGAUCAAGGAAUUUUCCUUAUCCAGGUGAUGAGACAGCUGACUGCACUAUUGAAAAAUCCAACAUUAUGGAACAUAGAGAUCAUGAUUUGCAUUGUGAGUGUACGAUCCCUUGUCAAGUUACUUCAGACUUAGAUAAAGAGAAGACCAUAGCAUUUCUUCUAAAAGAAUUGGACAUUCUCAGAGCAAGCAAUAAAAAGCUUCAAGAAAAACUGACUAAAGAAGAUAAGGAACAUAGAAAACUAAAGCUUAGGCUGGAACUCCAGGAGAAAGCAACAGAAGCUCAUAUGGCUGAGAAGACAGCAGCUCUGGUUGAAGAAGUGUAUUUUGCACAGAGGGAACGUGAUGAAGCUAUUAUGUCUCGACUGCAGUUAGCCAAUGAGGAGAGAGAUGAAGCAAUUGCACGAGUGAAGCAUAUGGAAAUGUCUCUAAAAGUGCUAGAAAAUAUUAACCCUGAAGAAAAUGACAUGACAUUACAGGAAUUACUGAACAGAAUAAACAAUGCAGACACAGGGAUAGCUAUUCAGAAGAAUGGAGCUGUAAUUGUGGAUAGAAUCUACAAGACCAAGGAAUGUAAAAAGAGAAUAACAGCAGAAGAAAUGAAUGCAGUGAUAGAAGAACGGGAUGCUGCUUUGUCUCAGUGCAAACGGCUAGAGCAGGAGCUUCAUCAUCUGAAAGAGCAGAACCAGACUUCAGCAAACAACAUGAGACAUCUGACUGCUGAAAACAAUCAAGAACGUGCUCUGAAGGCAAAGUUGUUAGCUAUGCAAGAAGCCAGAGAAACUGCAAUUCAACAGUACAAAAGACUAGAGGAAGAAAUACAAACACUUCGUGUUUACUACAGCUUACAUAAAUCUUUAUCCCAAGAAGAAAGUCUGAAGGAUCAGUUUAACCAUACCCUUGGUACUUAUGAAGAAGCUUUAAAAAAUAGAGAAAACAUUGUUUCCAUCACUCAACAGCAGAAUGAGGAACUGGCUAUCCAACUGCAGCAAGCUCUGACAGAUCGAGCAAACAUGGAAUUAGAGCUUCAGCAUGCCAUGGAGGCCUCCCAAGCGGCCAAUGACAAAGUUCAGAAGCUGGAAAGGCUGGUGGACGUCCUGAGGAAGAAGGUUGGAACAGGGACCAUGAGGACAGUGAUCUGACUGAAAAAAACGACAGUCUGGGGAAGCAAUCACAUCUGGUGACCAGGCUGCUUCAUUCAACACUGUGUAAACACUAAAGCCUUAACUUAGCAAACAGUUGUUAGAAGUGGGACACUCCAACCACAUUCCAAGCUGAGAUAAAAUCAGAUCACAAAUGUUUAACCACUUUGCUGCUGACUUAUUUAUCCAAAUGUAUUAACUACAGACUUUUACCAAUGAGUAGCUAUAAAGUUGUAGCUUAUUUUGUAACUAUUUUAUAUCACUCUAUUUGAUAUAAAUCUUUUUACUGAGAGGCCAUUAUAGGUCAUAUCUUCACAUACAGCCCUUUCUGAAUCAAAAUGCAGCAAAGUAAAUAUUGUCUAAACCUUAAUCCAUUGUGUUAGGUCAGAACUUCAAAUACGUGCAUUUUUCAAUAUAGUUUAUUUCUUAACUGAUGAGAGCAGCUCAGACAUGAGAAUGUAUAGUCUUCCUCCAAUGCAUACACAUGAUCUUUGUUAAUAUUAAAGAAUAUUAAAUAUAAAUACCAAGAAUUAAAUGUAUAAUUUGCUCCAAUAGUUUGGUACAUUAAAAUUACAUUAAUCAAGGAAUGAUUUUUGUUUCACUACAAAUAAUACAAACUGUUUUCAAUAAAAAAGAGGAUAUUGUUCAUGUGUACUUAUGGAUUCAUAUUGUCGAUGUUUUUAAUGUUGUGUCUGAAUAAUGAUCUAAACUCUAUUUAAACUGUAGAAAUUGCCAAGUCUGUCUAAUAGGCUGGGACACCUCUGGCUUGAAAAUUAGCAUGUGCCAGCAUGACUCUCAAAGGCAAGAGGCCAUCAAAAACGUUAAGUAUUCUUUUUGAUUAUCUUUAUUUAGAUUACCAUUUGAAUUUUUGUUGUGAAGGAGGGGAAUCCAAGAUACGAUAUACAGUAAAAUUGUAAUGUAAAAAUAUAAGGAUGUGGAAAAAAGAAAACUGGCAGUUUGGCUUGGUUACCUGCUUUUCCUUUUAUUUAAAAAAUUGAAAUAGUAAAGCAUAACAAUCACUUCUAGUCAUAUGAAAUUAUGAAUAAAACCAAGAUUUAUGUAUUUGGCUACAGAAAAAAAUACCUUCUUUAUUUUUUAGAUUGAAUAGAUGAGAGGCCAAUAGAAGAUGACUGUGGCCACAACAGGAUGAAAUAGGCAAGUAGAGAUUGAAUUCGUGAGAAUUUUGUGGGAAAGUGAAAAUUUUUCCAAGCCCAUACAAUAUUUUAAUUUAGCUUUAAGACCGAGGUAGAUUCUCUACCAUUGCUUAUUUUCAGGACAAGAACAGAAUAGUUUAUUGCACCAUGCUUUGGAUACACCAGUGGAGAUUAUUCAUGUGAUUUUUUUUUUUUUUACUCUUGCAGGAAAACAUAAGGAGCUUUAUCAUAGGGCCACAAAAGAAUCAUAAUGUUAACAAACUCGAUUUCCUUCUCAUGGAAUUUUUUAAACUCCGUGGCCAUUAGAACCAUUCCAUUAAGUUCAAAUUUAGAGUUUACUCAUGUCACCUGCUUUUAAUUAUUUUUUUAAACUAUUAGAAUUAGAAAAUAAGGAGCAACAAGGGCUAGAAAUAAGCUAACUGGAUUUCUUCUACAGUCCCAAAGAGAUUAUAGCCUUUCAUAGGCCAGUGACUAUAUAAAUAGAGAAAUUUGAAAUAAUGUGGUCAUGCAUGGAGUCUCCCCUCUGGGCUGUCAUGGAAACAUGUGGGAGCCCCUGUGUGAAGGAAUAGUGCCUUGCAAAUCAUGCAGGUAAGUAAAGAGGAACAGUUCUUGUCACAAAAUAGUCCAUUCCUGAAUCCUCUUCAAGUAAACCACAAGUAAACCUGAAUUUUCAGGUUAGUCCUAAAGAACAGACAAAUCUUUGCUGAGUUAUUUUGCUUGGGGUUUUAUAAAACACACAGUAAGCAUAAAGACAUUUUACAGCUUCCAAACAUCUCUUUGUGUACUGAAAUGAUUAGAUUAGAGCAACCAAUUCCUGUAAUCAAUAUCCAGAACUUUGAAAGAAUCUGAUAGUGUAAAGUUAAAUUUAUAAAACAAUUCUAACAUUUACUAUUAUCAGUGUAGGUAACCUCCGCCAAAAUACCACAUCCCCUUGAAGAUGAGUUGUCUACAAAAUUACAAAUGCUAAGUAUUUCAGCUAAAUAUUAUCAUUAAUUGAUUUCUUAUACUUAAAAAUGUCCACCAACAAUGUUUCAAACCGUCUUCACUUUUGUUCAUAUGAAGGAGUUACCUAGCUUCUGAGAUCGGUUCUCUAAAUACUCGGUAAUAUGAUGAUGAUGGUUUUAGUGCUGUUGUUAUUAUUAUUACAUUGUACAAUUGAAGAAGUAGACUCAGAAUCCUAGGAAUUUGCCAGGGACUGGCGAGGACUUACAGCUGAGGUCUUAGGACUAAACUCCAUGUAGCUGUAGUUCUCUAAACCUUUCUCUAAGGAAAAAAAA